GUGCGCAUGCGCUAAGCGAACAGGUUAUCUGCGACGAAGGACGGUUGGAAAUUAGAUUUGUGCAAUCCAAUUCUGAGUUCGUUCAGGAUCAGGUGAAGUUGAAGACUCGUUUCUAAAGUAAAUCACACUCAGUGUUUUAACGGUUACUUUGCGAAGUAUCAACAAUCCCAACCAUGUCUGAGAGCCAUUUUGAUGACUACGAGCACUACAACUAUGACCAGGACAAACAGCUGUAUUGUGGACAUAGUGGAAAACAACGUUCGAAGAAAGAAGCAAGUGAACAUACGAACCAUUUCGACCCCAGUGGACACACAAGAAAAAUCGCAGACAAACUUCAAAAGACCGAACAGCACAAGAAAAACGGGAACUCUAAACCGAAGGGUAAUUAACUUAGUGUAAUUUUUGUGAAUGGACUUGUACUUCGGACUCGUUUCUUCGAUCUCUGGACUGACUGAAUUUUCGUGAGUUAAGUAUAUAAGUUAUGUUUCUUGUACCCAAGCAGUUGUUGGGAUUUUAUUAAAAUGGGACUUUUACUGGAAAUGUUCGAUGAAGUUUGUUUAUCAAAGCAAUGGACUAAACAUAGGUUAAAGUUGUUGAGUGGCAUUUGAUGUCCAACUUCAAGGCACUUACAUCUGCCGUGCUCUGCGCUUCAAACUUCCAGGAGCUUAUUCCCUCGCUCGCCUUUGUAAAAAUGUGUCCUAUGGACUUGCUGAUAUUAUUUUGUACCAACAUACGAUUGUGUAUUUUAUACGCAUUUAAAUAAAAUUAGUUAAGUGUU
Homalodisca vitripennis (glassy-winged sharpshooter) is the source of this 778-nucleotide messenger RNA. RefSeq names its product nuclear protein 1-like. Gene Ontology annotation, biological process: negative regulation of cell population proliferation; negative regulation of cell cycle; regulation of transcription by RNA polymerase II. Gene Ontology annotation, cellular component: nucleus. Lineage: Eukaryota; Metazoa; Arthropoda; Insecta; Hemiptera; Cicadellidae. Bases 174 to 389 code for a protein of 71 amino acids. The transcript has a single exon. The record is from RefSeq and is a predicted model, not a curated record.